ACUUUCAAAUAUCGCCCUGUUGCCUCAGAAUAAGAGCUUGAUCUGAGCGAGUUUAGCAGUUGGUCGUAGCUCUGAGAGAGGGUGUUUGUAUGAGCGACACCUCUCGAUUUUGUCUUGCCGCCAGUUUUUUUCUGCUACACCUCCGGUCUGCUGAUCUCGGAGUUUGGCAUCCGCCAAGUACCCAGGACUUUGUCCUGCACCGCUUUGCUUCCCUGCCCACACUCUCUCCCUGUGCGAUCUUUGGCAGACUCUUGGCUUUCAGUAUCAUUUUGUGGAGGAUAUUUCCCUAAUUAAUGUUUCCAGUGCUGAUCUGGGGACCUAUAAUCCAGGUGCCUGCUUGACUUCUCUGGCUGCGUGUCUAAUAGCCCAGACUUGCCCAGCUCCUCAAACCUGUUCCACUCCCAGCCCUUCCUCCUCACUUGUGGCUCCAUCUUCCAAGGUCUCAAGCUUGAAACCUCCCAUUGUCCUGGAGUCUUGUUCUUUUACCUUCCACACUGGGUCCAGCAGCAGGGCCCCUUGGCUCUCUGUCCACAGAACCUUGAGGGACUGUGCCUUCAGGCUCUUCUGCUGCUACUGCUCUCUGGACUGGGCAGCUCUUUGAUGGUCUUCCUGCUCAGCUGUCACCAGCCACCCCGUGGUCAUCCCAUGUCCACUGGGAAACCAGAGCCAUCUUUUAAUUGCUUUUAUUUAUUGAAGCAGUUUAGCAUGUACUUUGCUACGUAUAAACUAAUAUCAUGAAUGUCUGUCAGUUACAGAAGGUAAAACUGAAGUGGACAGUGGUGGGCUCACCACCCAUCUUGAGAGCCCAACGGGUGCUCCCAGGGCCCCUUUUUCCAUGAAAUAAAUCAGAAUGAGUUACACAGAAAAACCCGAUGAAAUCACGAAAGAUGAGUGGAUGGAAAAACUCAACAACUUACACGUCCAGCGAGCAGACAUGAACCGCCUCAUCAUGAACUACCUGGUCACAGAGGGCUUUAAGGAAGCAGCAGAGAAAUUUCGAAUGGAAUCUGGGAUCGAACCUAGUGUUGAUCUCGAAACACUUGAUGAGCGAAUCAAAAUCCGGGAGAUGAUCCUGAAAGGCCAGAUUCAGGAGGCCAUCGCGCUGAUCAACAGCCUCCACCCAGAGCUCCUGGACACAAACCGGCACCUUUACUUCCACUUGCAACAGCAGCACCUGAUCGAGCUGAUCCGCCAGCGGGAGACGGAGGCUGCGCUGGAGUUCGCGCAGACGCAGCUGGCUGAGCAGGGCGAGGAGAGCCGGGAGUGCCUGACAGAGAUGGAGCGCACGCUGGCACUGCUGGCCUUCGACAACCCAGAGGAGUCGCCCUUCGGAGACCUCCUGAACAUGAUGCAGAGGCAGAAGGUGUGGAGUGAGGUUAACCAAGCUGUCCUGGAUUAUGAAAACCGUGAGUCAACACCCAAGCUGGCAAAAUUACUGAAACUCCUCCUCUGGGCUCAGAAUGAGCUGGACCAGAAGAAAGUAAAAUACCCCAAAAUGACAGACCUGAGCAAAGGUGUGAUCGAGGAGCCCAAGUAGAGUCUGCAGCGAGCCCCGCACGGAGCUCGUCAUGGCGCUGUCGGGGCCCAGGACCUUCUCGCAGCAGAGAACUCUUCCCCCCUCACUCCUCUCUGACUCAGCACCUUCUCUAAAGGGGAAACCGGCCCUUGGAAGCGCAGGAAAGUGCGUGGUGAAAGACGCUGUCUCCCUGGAAGGCUGGCGCCUGCCCUACGCCACGGGUGCGUGGGGCGCCUGGCUCCUACAGGGCUUUGCCGGCCCCCAGGGCCGGGCCGCUGGGGCAGGAGCAGCACCGCUGGGGGUCUUGCUUCCUGGGGGUGCGUAGGCAGACAGUGUGCUUUCUUCGUUCUCCCGAGUCUCGUCAGGCCUUCGUGUAGAGGUUUUUCCUUACCCGCUUGGUUUUUCAUUUGUUUCUGUUUUUUCAUAGGAAAGACUAUAAAUUUGUAAAUCCUGAUUCACAGACUCCUUUUGUGUGAGGGUACUGGAUUGAUCUGUUCACCCUGUUGGUCUGGGAUGCGUGGUGGCUUUUGGGGAAAUGCGUGUGUGUGAGGAGCGGGCUGUGUGUUUUUAAUUUUUUAAAUACAUAUUUUGGUGCUGGAUGUGGUGAGAGAUUCUUUCCUAGUGGAUCAAUGAACCAUCUCUUCUAGGCAGUUUUGUUGAAAAUAAAGGUUUCUCUUUAAUUUCAAGAAUGA
Molecule: messenger RNA, 2208 nt
Organism: Vicugna pacos (alpaca)
Lineage: Eukaryota; Metazoa; Chordata; Mammalia; Artiodactyla; Camelidae
Source: RefSeq, a predicted model, not a curated record